Molecule: messenger RNA, 871 nt
Organism: Agrilus planipennis (emerald ash borer)
Lineage: Eukaryota; Metazoa; Arthropoda; Insecta; Coleoptera; Buprestidae
Gene: Saysd1
Product: SAYSvFN domain-containing protein 1
Exons: 1
Coding region: 268-807 (179 amino acids)
Source: RefSeq, a predicted model, not a curated record
CCAUAAAUUUUGACGUUUAUUUAACCUAAAUAAAAUUUCUGUAGAUUGGUAUAUAGUAUAUAAUUUUGUGUAUCUAACUUUUGUGUUUUUUUUAUCUAUUUACAAUAUUUACCUAAAAAAUCCGUACCUAAAUUAUUGGUUUGUAAGCUAUACUUUUCUUGAUUGUGUUACUGUACUUUUAAUCAUACUUGCAAAUAUACUAAAUAAGUUAAAAGUGACAUUUUACAUAUUGGCAAUAUUUUUGUGAAAUUCCUUCUUCUGGUAUUAAUGGAUAGAGAAAAAUUAUUAAGUGAGUAUCGAGCAAAGAAAGAAAAAGAAGAGUUAAUAAACGAGUACAAAGAAAGAAUAAAGCGGUUUUUUAUAACGAGACCAAAGCAAUCGUUUGAGGAACCCCAGUUACAAUCAAAAGCCAGUAUUACAACAAAGACUCCAUAUACUAAUCGACAAAAUGACUCUACGUCUGACCCAGAUGUGACAGAAUCUGCAUGUAGUGAGUCUUCCGUACUUGAUGAUUGUGAUAUGGAAUGGAACCAAAAAAAUAUUACCACUAGUAUUAUUUACUAUGUGUUGUGGUUUUUGUUAUGGGUAACUCUUUUUGCAGUUUUUAUUGAAUUGGGGUUUGGUAUAAUUUACCUCAUUAUAUCUGCAAUUAUUGGAAUGUAUAUAAAUACCAGAACUGAUCCUAAAAGACCUGAUGAAGUAAGUGCAUAUUCGGUGUUUAAUAAAAACUGUGAAAGCAUUGAUGGGACGCUAAAAGCAGAACAUUUGGAACGAGAUUUGUUUUUUAGUGCUGGUCAUUUAAAAUAGUAGAUCUGUUUAAUGUAAUAUUUAAUAUGCUGAUGUUUAUUUCAAUAAAGAAAAUUAAUAUACA